Durusdinium trenchii is the source of this 2985-nucleotide messenger RNA. Lineage: Eukaryota; Dinophyceae; Suessiales; Symbiodiniaceae. The record is from the annotation of a GenBank genome assembly.
AUGGAGUCAGAGCAACCCGCGCUACGCAUCGCUUGCCUCACUCCUUCCGCCACUGAUAUUUGUGUUGCCCUGGGGCUCAGCAGAAGUCUUGUUGGAGUGACCCAUGAAUGUGAUCAAAUUUCAGAUGGCUCAAGUCGUCCUCUGAUCUUGACAAAGGAUGUCCUACAGGAAGAGAAGAUCUCUUCACAAGUGGAUAUCCACCGCAAAGUGCAGCAGAUGUCCGAUCAAGCAAAAUCCGCUUCUGGAUCCCUUGAUGCCAUCCCAUCGCUGUAUCCCAUCGAUGCGAAUGCACUGCUGGAAGCACAGCCAACACUUAUCAUCACGCAGGACCUGUGCCAGGUGUGUGCUCCAUCUUCAAGGAGUGUGUCGGGUCUUUCAAUAGGGAUCCCUCCUGAGGUUCAAGUGCUUUCCUUGAGCCCGGAAAGUCUGGAGGAUGUCUUAGAGAGCAUUCGGCUUGUGGCUUCCAGCGCCGGCUAUCCAGAGCGUGGAAUCACCCUGGCAGAUCAGCUUCAGAGCCAACUCAAGCAGCUUCAAGAGACAGUUCUUCGACACCGCCCUCCCCAGGGCGCUCGUAUGUAUUUGCUUGAAUGGCUCUCACCACCGUUCAAUGCCGGCCAUUGGAUGCCAGACAUGAUGCAAUGGGCCUGUGUAGAACAUGCGGCCGAAGAGGAAAGCAGCUCCAGGAAAUCCAAGGAAGUUACCUGGCAAGAUGUUGCCAAAACCAAGCCCAGCCUUUUGCUGGUGGCCUGCUGCGGCUUCAAUCUGGAACGCAAUUAUCAGGAUGCUGCAGCUGUACAGGACCAGCUCGCGGCAGUCUUUCAGGACACACCAAGGACACCUGUAGCUUUUGCGACGGAUGGGGAUCAGUUCUUCGCAAGACCUGGGCCCAAGCUGCUGCUGGGCACGGUGAUCAUGGCACUCUGUGCGUAUUGCGAGGAGCCUGAGGUGCCGGAAGCCAUCAAGGGCCUGCAUUUUGCAAAAGCAGCUACGGCCUAUAAGAGAAUUCCACUUCAACAGGGAGUCAAGAGGAGGAAGACUGAAGAGACACACAAGAUCACCGAUAUUGAAGAUUUCUUCAAACUGCAUCAAGAGGCUUGUGAGCGAGGAGACACCUUCUAUACAGAUCCUGUCAGUGGCUUCUUGGUUUUCACUGAAGUUGCACACAAAAAGCGAGGCAAAUGCUGUGGCUCGGGCUGUCGCCACUGUCCCUACAAUCAUGUGAAUGUUUGCGACGAGCAAAAACUGGCACGUAUUCAGCAACCAGCCAUCCUAUGUCGAGGAACAUCUUUGAAGUUUUCUCCUGACUCAGCUGCUGAAAUUCGUGUUUUAUUCUUCAGCGGUGGGAAAGACUCCUUCUUGACCCUUCGUGCACUUGCACGAGAAAUGUCCGAUUCAGCAGUGGGAAUUGUUUUGUUGACCACAUUCGAUGCACCAAGCCGAAUUAUUGCCCAUCAAGAUAUCUCCAUCGACAUGGUCCAGCGGCAAGCGAAGCACUUGGGCCUCACCCUCUUGGGCAUUCCCAUGCACCGCGCCAGUAGCGAGAGCUAUGUGAGCCGCGUGACUAAGGGCCUGGAGCUGCUUCGUCAGCAGUUCGGACCGAAGGUGAAGAGCCUUGUGUUUGGAGAUUUGCAUUUGGAGCACAUCAAGACAUGGCGUGAAGCAGAGCUGGGAAAGCUCGGCUACAGUCUUGAGUUUCCGCUGUGGCACUCUUCCUAUAAAGAUCUUGAGCAGGAUUUGACCGCCUCGGGGGUGCGAGUGGUUGUCUCCUCCUCCACCAUUGACAGCGUUGAGCUUGGUGAAGUCUAUGACCAGCGCUUGCGUGAUCGCUUACGCGCACAGAAGGAGGACGUGUUUGGAGAGGGAGGGGAAUUCCACACCGUUGCAGAGGUUUGGAGCGUGGAGCCAGAGCUCGCACUUGGACUGCAGAGAGAGGAAAGUGAGCCAAGCAGAAACUCGAUCUUUGGUGGGCUAUGGUCGAAGAUGCCUCGCUAUGGAGUGGUCCAUGGCAACUUGGUGCUUGCCGUGGCGGCCUCACGCAUUGAGGUGUCCUUGGCAGACUUUGUCGCAUCGCUACGAAAGGAAGGGCAGUGGCCUGCGCUCUACGCGGACGGCGCUGCGAACUUGGAGAAAUCCUUCGAGUUUUUGAGGCUCCUGACGCAGAGCGCAGUUGGGCAGCCGAGGCGUUUGCUCUUCAAGCGCACCGACCUCUGGCUGGGCGGAGAGACCCUGUCGACACUGCACUUCGACAACGUUGAGAAUCUCUUUGCCCAGCUGGUGGGAGAGAAGGAGUUUCUGCUUUGCCCACCGGGCGAUACUCCCUUGCUGGCAGAUGGGCGGCUCAGAAAAGCCUACGUCGGGCAGGCCCAGAACAGAUCAGCAGAGCUGCCUAGCUUGCUCAUGAGGCGGAAGGACUCUCAGAUGAAGCAGCCGGGGCACUCGUGGAGACACGGUCCUUUGAUGGGCAGCAAAGAUGAGAAGUUGACCAGCAAUCGCCCGCCGUCAGUCUCCUCGGUCUCGGUCUUCACUCGAAUGGAGGUCAUGAACUACGCGGUCUAUGACGUGGACGAUCCACCCGAGGAGCGCGGGAGCCCGGGAAAGCCCGGCUUUGACGACGGAUUGGGUGGUGAGCUGACCGCUCCGUAUGCUGAGCUCGCCGCCCAGUUGAGAAAGACGGUGGUGACCGUACGCGCAGGGGAAGUCUUGUACUUGCCCUUCGGUUGGUGGCACCAGGUGCGAGGACGUCCCUCGCCCAGCGGACUUUGCUGUUCAGCUGCCUCCUUCUUUCAGCCUUUCUUCGUGCGUUUACAACCCAAGUCCUUAAGCCUCACCGGCCCUCUGCUGCGUGGAGCCGCAGCUGGCCGGGCCGAAGCAACGAACGAAGGGUUUCUGAUGAAAGGCACCCCAGGAGCGGUUUUGGAAACCCAAAGGGGCCCCGUUGCUGGUUCAAGGUUUGGGAGACAUCCAUCCAAAAGAUCCAAGUGUUGA